CGCCUAAAUCUCAACUGUUCCCUCUUUUUCUCUGCAGCGGAGCCAUAAAUACAGUCGACACCAUGUCCAGACGCAGUGGUCGCAUCACACUUCAAGCCAGAGAUUCAAACACACCUGAGCCGACCGUCAGAGCCCCACUGAAGAAAAGAAAAUCUGAGCCCUCCAAGAAGAAACUACAACCUGCUGCCAAGAAACAAAGCUAUGAAAUACAGAAGUGUUGGUCGGAGGAUGGCGCCACUCCGUGCAUCCUCAUCGAAACUCCCCACAAAGAGAUGGAGCCCACAGACCCGUCCAGCGUCUUCAAAAAGUACAGCUUCAAAAACCUCUUCAUCAAGGCCUCCCCCAUCCCCAGCCUCAGCUGGGCCAGUUCAGAUGACGUGUGGAUCAAGAUGCUCAACAAGGAGCUGAAGUACGUUCAUGACAAGAGCUACCUGCAGCGGCAUCCUAAGCUGCAGCCAAAGAUGAGGGCGAUUCUGCUGGACUGGCUGCUGGAGGUGAGUGAGGUGUACAGCCUCCACCGGCAGACGGCCUACCUCGCUCAGGACUACUUCGACCGCUUCAUGCUGACUCAGCAGAACGUCAACAAAGACUACCUGCAGCUCAUCGGCAUCACGGCGCUCUUCAUCGCCUCAAAGAUCGAGGAAAUCUACCCUCCUAAAAUCUACGAGUUCGCGUACGUCACAGACGGAGCCUGCGACAUGUGGGACAUCCAGCGCACUGAGCUUCACAUACUGAAGGCAUUAGACUGGAACCUCUGUCCUGAGACGCCCAUCUCCUGGUUGAAGCUGUACGCUCAGGUCGAAGCCCAGAAAGACAACGAGAACUUCCUGGUUCCUCAGUUCUCACAGGAAACGUACAUCCAGAUCACACAGCUGUUAGAUCUGUGCAUGAUGGACAUCAACUCAUUGGACUACAGCUACAGUGUUCUCGCUGCAGCCGCCUUCUGCCACUUCUUCACCUUCGACGUCGUUCAUAAAGUCUCAGGUCUGACGUGGGAGAGUGUGGCCCCCUGUGUCCAUUGGAUGAGACCCUUCAUGGACACGCUGCAGUCUGAAGUCACGCCACAGCUCAAGAACUUCCCCAAAGUCAAAGCCGACGACAGACACAACAUCCAGACACACGUGGCAUAUCUGGACAUGCUGAGAAAAGCUCAGGAACGUCAGAUCGACAGCCCCGACUGUCAGAUGUCACCCAUCGCCGUUGGAGCCAUCCUGACUCCACCCAGCAGCACAGAGAAACCAGCCAAUCCCUGAGUAGGAAACAAGGUGACCAGCGACGAACGCUACCUCUCCGCAGUUUGACCCGAAGUGACGGCCGACCUCUCAGACCACACCAGCUCCUCAACCGCCGGGUUUGAUUUUAGGGAAAGACGGACUCUGUUUAGCACGUUUUUUUUUUAUUUUUAACACUAAGCUCAGACUCUCGAUUCCUGUCAGUCUCUGUUUAUUUUAUCUGAAAGUACGGAGACGGUCAGGAAUUGAAGUUCUCUUUAUUUUUAAAUAAUUUAAAGCUAAACUAGUUUGAGUUGUGAUCUGAACCUGCAGCAGUUUCCUUGUGAGUCCACUGAUGUGAAGUGGAGACGCUGGCAGGGAAGCCACCUGCUGUGGCUUUCUUUAAUUUUAUUAAAUAAACAAACCGUGUUGGUUUGAGAGGAAACAUUUCAUACCUGUCAGGUACUUUCUGAGAGUCUUACUGGUGCUACUCUGUUGAAAUGGAAAUGCUCUCAGACGGUGCUUCAGUCAGAUUCUCAGGAAAAUGGAAAUGAGGAAUUUAUCAUUUCUUACGUUUUUUUAUUAUUUCAUUCCACGAUGAACUGAGGAACUAAAGUUGUGUUGAAUUAUAUUUCUCUCCUAAAUUCCCUUUAUUAAAUCUGGUGUAAACUUUAGAUUUACACUUGUCGUCGCCACAGAGGAACAAACAAUGUGAUCAUUUACUACAAAGUGUUUUUGUAGCUACUUUGAGCCACAGGAAAGAUCAGUCAUUGAUUUGCUGUUUAACGUCCUGAAACCUGGAGAUGUUUAAAUGCACCUGUUUGUGGCUCAAUAAACCCCUUACUUAUUUUAUUUUAUUUUUUUUUUACUGUUGCAACCUGGUUGCAUGUUUUUGUUACAUUCCUGGGAAACUUGACAAUUGUGCAAAGUUUUUGCUUUUAAGUGCUUGUAUUUAUUGAAAAGCCUUAGUAUGUAAGAAAAAAAUGUUCAUAUGUAAAAACAAAAACAAACAAAAAAAAAAUAAGAAUCUUUCUUUCAGCAAUGAAUGAGCUCAGUUUGAUCACUGCCAAAGGCAAAAGCUAUUUAUGAUUUUUGCUCUGACGCCUGUUGAAUUACAGUUCCUCAUUAAAUGUUGUACACUAGCCUGUCAUUACUUAGUGCCUUUUUAAAGAGCCAAACAAACCGAUGAACUGUACGGCUUCUUAAUUUAAGCUGGAAUGAGCCGAACAGCCGAGAGAUCAAACAAACCUGUGACUGUAAACCUCUACAGAUGUAUGGAGAAUCUGCAGUGAACAAACAACCAUGUAAACUGUAUGUAGAUGUUUAAGAAUGUAUGUUUUUGUAAAUAGAGCAACUCAAAAAUGUGUAAUUUUCUUUUAUAUUUUAAUGUUUUAAAUAAAUGAAGUUAAAUG
Messenger RNA from Seriola aureovittata, 2623 nucleotides. It is a transcript of the gene ccne2, whose product is annotated as cyclin E2. The transcript has 11 exons. Gene Ontology annotation, biological process: regulation of cyclin-dependent protein serine/threonine kinase activity; G1/S transition of mitotic cell cycle. Gene Ontology annotation, molecular function: cyclin-dependent protein serine/threonine kinase regulator activity. The record is from RefSeq and is a predicted model, not a curated record. Lineage: Eukaryota; Metazoa; Chordata; Actinopteri; Carangiformes; Carangidae. Gene Ontology annotation, cellular component: centrosome; cytoplasm; nucleus. Bases 63 to 1253 code for a protein of 396 amino acids.